Messenger RNA from Protopterus annectens (West African lungfish), 1598 nucleotides. It is a transcript of the gene ZDHHC4, whose product is annotated as zinc finger DHHC-type palmitoyltransferase 4. Gene Ontology annotation, molecular function: protein-cysteine S-palmitoyltransferase activity. The transcript has 9 exons. Lineage: Eukaryota; Metazoa; Chordata; Ceratodontiformes; Protopteridae. The record is from RefSeq and is a predicted model, not a curated record. Gene Ontology annotation, biological process: protein targeting to membrane; peptidyl-L-cysteine S-palmitoylation. The coding region runs from base 563 to 1414 and encodes 283 amino acids. Gene Ontology annotation, cellular component: endoplasmic reticulum; Golgi apparatus.
AACAUUGAGGAAGUGGUUGUAGUUGUAGUUUUGCCUGAUGUUUAUUCUGUGAAUUCUGACUGGGGCUGAAGGCUAUCUAAAGUUUAUGCAUGUGUUCCUGCCCUGAUAUCUGCAGUCUGGGAUGGCUACAGGUGCUGUUAUGGACUAGUUCAGGUGAUCGAGUCAGCCGACAUCAUUCUGGGAAGUGAAUCGGGCCAUUGCGGAUGUUAUGGGCAUUGCAAUAACAAAGAACAGUUCAGUGAUCAGCAGACACCGCUCUGUAAGACAGACCAGCCAAUUUCAGAAUGGAUUUCCUCACUUUGUUUAUCAUUUAUACAGUUUUCGUUCUAGGAAGUUUUAUAAUGGUCAUGAACUGCUCUGGUAGAGAACAAUUUUUGCAAUCGUGUGUCAACAACUUAUCUAAGUAUACCGAAGAUGACAGGAAUUUUGGGGUGCAAAUUCAGGAGAAAUCGUAAUCUGCCUUGAAAAUCCUCUGAUCCAUGACAUACUCAUAUAAAAAGCUAUCUAUUCUCUGAUUACCGCUUGUGUCCUACCAGUAAAGCUGCGAUGCACAGCAUGUCGCAUGUUUAACAAAGUGCUCUAUACACGGAACCCUUUUUUUCUUGUAUUACACAUUGUACUGGAAGUAGUGGUUUAUGGCGAGUAUACUGGGGAACUCUAUGGAUAUUGCCUCGAGAUGGAAUUUACUGUUCUUUCCCUUAGCAUACCAUAUGUUCUGUUAAUGGUGAAGAUGAUCUUUUUUGUAAUGUGCUGUGUUAAAGACCCAGGUACGGUCACAAAAUCAAGUCAAGGAUUUCCAUUAUAUUCAUAUGAUGGAGUCAUCUACCAAGAAGGCAUCAAAUGUGCAACAUGUAACUUGAUAAAACCAGCUCGCUCAAAACAUUGCAGACUGUGUAACAGAUGUAUUCAUCGCUUCGAUCACCACUGUGUUUGGGUCAACAACUGCAUUGGCGCUGUUAACAUGAGAUACUUUCUGCUUUAUAUGUUGACUUUGUGUGCCAUGGCUGGAGAUUUAGCCAUGUUAGCAGUGGCAUUCCUUCAACAGCUUGUGCUGAAAUCCAACCUGAUGCAAGGAAGCUACAUUGGUGAGGACGGAGAACCUCAUCCUGUUGAUAUCAGUUUUACUAUCCAGCACCUGUUCCUGACCUUUCCACGUGUUGUAUUCAUGCUUGGGUUCUUGAUUGUUGUUUUCCUGUUGUUGGCGGGAUACCUUUGCUUUCACUUGUACUUGGUUCUUGUGAAUGAAACAUCCAAUGAAUGGUUCAAGAAACGUCAAUGGAAUGUGAUACAGAGCAAACAUUUAAAACACAAACACAAGUCAGCUAAAUGCAAAAGCAAUUAUCACAGAGGAGUCCUGGGAAAUAUUAAAGAAAUUUUCAAGCCUUUGACUGAUGUUGAGAAAAAACAUGUGUAACCAGGAAAGUGAAACCAUUGAGUAUUUAAUUUAUUUUUUCACAUUUUCUAUUUUUAAUAUGACUGCCAUUGAUGAUACAAGCUUUUCAUACUUUUUUCAUAGGAAAGUCCUAAUAUGUGCAAAUAAGUCUUGCAAAAUAUGGCAAAUAUCCUGAUGUUACAGAAUAAAAAAUAUUUUUACUUCA